Leptosia nina is the source of this 1122-nucleotide messenger RNA. Lineage: Eukaryota; Metazoa; Arthropoda; Insecta; Lepidoptera; Pieridae. The record is from the annotation of a GenBank genome assembly.
AUGAAGAUGGAUAUCAAAAGACGCAAUGAACCUUCGUUUCUGACUGCCUGGAUAUUUUUAUUACAAAUGUUAGGAGGCGCUCAUCACGGUGCCGAAGGUCACGGGAGACUAAUGGACCCGCCAGCCAGAAACUCCAUGUGGAGAUUCGGAUUUCCAAAUCCUGUCAACUACAACGACAACGAGCUAUUCUGCGGCGGAUAUGCCGUCCAGUGGGAGCAGAACCAGGGUCGGUGCGGGGUAUGCGGAGAUGCUGAUAACCUGGCUGAGCCAAGACCGCAUGAAGCUGGAGGGAUGUACGGGAAGGGAAUCAUUACAAAGCAUUAUAGUGUUGGACAGGAAAUUGAAGUAGAAGUGGAGUUGACAGCGAACCACCUCGGCACAUUCGUGAUGAAACUGUGUCCGAACAACAAUCCUAAGCAAGAAGCUACGCAGGAAUGUUUUGACAGAUUUCCAUUAUACGUAUCAGGAACACGGGAAGACAGAUUCCUUAUACCUCUGGAUACUGCGAAGAAGGAGGUCUUCCGGUACAGAGUUCGAUUACCACCAUAUAUAACUUGCACACAGUGCGUUCUUCAAUGGACUUAUUAUACCGGUAACAUGUGGGGAAUAUGCCCUAACGGCACUGAAGCAGUUGGAUGCGGCAGAUCAGAAACAUUCAGGAACUGCGCUGACAUCAGCAUAGUAACGAACACUGGUGGUAUACCACCAGCUUUCGCCGGAGACUUGAGGCGGGACAAUCCAUUCCUCUUGUACUACAGAGACUUCAGUAUGCCCCUGUCUAUUUACCCACUUGUCGUCAGCAAAUACAAAGCUUUAGCGAAGGAGAAAUUGCAAGACGUUAGCAAUGAUAUAUCUGAAGCAGACUUAGCUGAACCAAUCAUAAUUAGGGACCAAGUUUGUUUGCCGUCUGAUGGUUAUCGUAUGCUACCAGGGAUGCAAAAUUGGUGUCAAACCAACUGCCUUCGUUACCCACCUAAUUGCCCCGAUCUUUUAUGCCACUGUCCGCAAGUCUGUGAAGCUAUAGGCGAAUUGGAAGGAAAAGAAGGUGCCGAUGUUUACUGUAUGGACCAAUGUAUUGUGUAUCCACCGCGCUGCCCAAAAAACAAAUGCCUCUGCUACUAA